AUGACUUGCAAGCUUGACGGAUACGCGAUGAUGAUUGUCUCAAAAUAUUUUGAUGAUAUCCAAACGUACAUUAAUAUCACACAAGUGUGUAUUAAGUUUAAAGAUACUAUGGAAAAAUUCCAUUACAACCCAAUUCCACUCACAAAGAAGACACGAAAAUACUUUCCUAAUAUCGAGACAUUACUUCUCUAUUCUCCACUUGAUGAAACAUUUCAUGAGGAAACCUUUUUCAAAAGAAAGUAUGUGUUCUGUGUCGAUUGUGACUUUUAUCAGAAGAACCACAAUCAAAACACGGAGUUUAAGGAUGUGUGCUAUACUAAGCAAAAUAGAAUAAGUCGCCUGAGUUUUAAUGGAACAACACGAGUUGUGAAUUAUUGUUUCAGUGAUAUGGAUGAUGUGUCUGCAAUUGUUUUACCACCGACAGUGCAGUAUGUUGGUGCAAAUUGUUUUUGUCUUUGUACGCUUUCUCAAAUAACAAUACCCGACUCAGUCACCUUUAUUGGCUAUGGCUGUUUCUCGCAAUGCAGUCGUCUGUCAUCAAUUGUAAUACCUUCAAGAGUCUCUGAACUGAGUGGGUGCUUUAUAAGUUGUGAAUAUUUAACACAUGUCCAGCUUCCGAACAGUAUUACUAAGUUGGGUAAUUACUGUUUUUAUGGGUGUGGACGAUUAAUAAAUUUGGUGAUACCAAAAAGUGUUAUUGAGUAUGGUAUUAACUGUUUUAAGAAAUGUGGAUAUACCCCAAACUAA
Messenger RNA from Entamoeba invadens IP1, 747 nucleotides. RefSeq lists its product as hypothetical. Lineage: Eukaryota; Evosea; Mastigamoebida; Endamoebidae. The record is from RefSeq and is a predicted model, not a curated record. The transcript has a single exon. Bases 1 to 747 code for a protein of 248 amino acids.